Messenger RNA from Nilaparvata lugens (brown planthopper), 1873 nucleotides. It is a transcript of the gene Usp14, whose product is annotated as ubiquitin carboxyl-terminal hydrolase 14. Gene Ontology annotation, biological process: regulation of proteasomal protein catabolic process; protein deubiquitination; proteasome-mediated ubiquitin-dependent protein catabolic process. Gene Ontology annotation, molecular function: proteasome binding; protein binding; cysteine-type deubiquitinase activity. The record is from RefSeq and is a predicted model, not a curated record. The transcript is spliced from 12 exons. NCBI's taxonomy places the organism in Eukaryota, Metazoa, Arthropoda, Insecta, Hemiptera, Delphacidae. The coding region runs from base 197 to 1705 and encodes 502 amino acids.
AAUGAUCUAAUCAAAAUAGCUGUUGUUGAACUCAGUUUUCAAAGAACACCAACUCUCUUGUAAAUGCUUUGUAAUCUUGUGAUGAGACAGCUUAUUGCUAAAGUUUAUGUAAAAUAAGAGUUUUUGUUGAAAAUACAAACUCAAUUCUAUUUAUACAACCUUAAAAGUUUCUAUAUCGAACUUCAAAUUUGUCAAAAUGCCGCUUUUCAAAGUGAAAGUGAAAUGGGGUAAAGAGUCUUACAACGAUGUGGAAGUAAACACCGAUGAAGAUCCGCUUGUUUUUAAAGCCCAGCUGUACGCUCUAACGGGUGUUCUCCCAGAGCGCCAGAAAGUCAUGUUGAAAGGGGCAACUCUAAAAGACACUGAAUGGGGUAACUUCAAAGUUGUAAAUAAUGCUGUGCUGCUUUUAAUGGGGAGUAAAGAAGAUAUCCCGGCAGAGCCCAGCGUUAAGACUGUUUUCGUUGAAGACAUGAACACCGAAGAAAUUGCUAGUGCUAUGGAUCUUCCUGCUGGUCUAGCUAAUCUUGGAAACACGUGCUAUUUGAAUGCCACAGUGCAGUGUCUGAAAACUGUACCGGAAUUGAGGCAAGCUUUACAACGCUUCAAUGGAGGUGUGAUGUUAGAAACGGGAACGAUGCCAGCCCAGUCGGUGACUGCUGCACUCAGGGACCUGUAUGACGCCAUGGAACAGAGGCAGAGGGGAAACUUCUAUCCUCCUCUUCUCCUGCUGCAAGUUCUGCACAUGGCUUUCCCGAGGUUCGCCGAGAAAAGCGAUAAUGGCAGCUAUGUUCAACAGGAUGCCAAUGAAUGCUGGACAGAGAUUGUCAGAAUGCUUAAACAAAAACUACCGGCAAUUGGUGGUCAAGAAACACAGAAUGCAUCCAGUGAUAUUAAGUCAAUUAUCGACCAAUACUUUGGAAUUACAAUGGAUGUGGAGAUGAAGUGCACGGAGGCAGAUGAGCCCGUGGUUCGCAGUGAAGAGCAACUCUUGCAGCUCAGCUGUUUCAUCCCCAACGAACAAACUCAUAUGAAAAAAGGCAUUGUGUCUGCGAUGAAGGAGGACAUUAAAAAACAUUCACCUACUCUUGGAAAAGAUGCUAGCUACAACAAAAUUUCUAAAAUCAAGAGGUUGCCUGCAUACUUGACUGUUCAGUUUGUUAGAUUCUUCUAUAAGGAUAAAGGGAUUAACGCCAAAGUCUUGAGAGAUGUGAAGUUUCCAAUGGAGUUCGAUGCUUACGAGCUCUGCUCUGAUGAUUUGAAACAGAAGUUAACCCCCAUGCGAUCAAAAUUCAAGGAGCAAGAGGAUAGAGAAGUUGAGGAGGCAACAUCACUCAAGGGCAAAGAGAAGCCAAAGAGUGGUGCCGACAAAGAACCCACUAAAGAACUGCCUUAUUGGUUUGAAAAUGAUGUUGGAUCGAAUAGCUCUGGAUACUAUAAAUUGCAAGCUGUUCUAACGCACAAGGGAAGAUCGACCAGCAGUGGCCAUUAUGUGGCAUGGAUCAGACAGAAAGAAAACAAAUGGGUCAAGUGCGAUGACGAAAACGUUACUCCAGUUCUAGAAAGCGAUAUUCUAAAAUUAUCUGGAGGAGGUGAUUGGCAUUGCGCGUACAUUCUGCUGUACGGGCCACGAGUACUGGAACUGCCUCUGGAUGACCCGGCCAAAAGCAUAGCGGCGGUCGUCGAAACAACUCAGUCCUGCAGUUAAUGGCAUCAAUCGAGUCCAUCUUCUGUUAUGUUUAACUCAAUUUCAACAUUAAUUGAAAGUUUGCAUUUUAAUAUUAUUUGUAUACUAACGAAUACUGUCGAUCUAAUUUCUUCAAUCUUUCCUCUUUGCUGACAAGAUUAUGCAAUUAAAUGGAUUUCUUCUCCAUAA